GGAGAGAGAAAAAAAAAUAUUUUUGUCAAAUGUAAAUUAGAAUUUCAUUAACAAAAAAAAAUAAACAAUAAAAGAAUUUGUUAAUUAAUUUGUGAGUUAUUAUAUUUAUAAAUAUUAUAGUUGAAAAGUUAUAGGUACAUUUACAAUUAAAUAGAUUUAAAAAAAAAAAAGCAAUGGAUUCAUCAAUACCUUCAACAAAAUCAAGUAAUCGACAAAAACAUCUAAGAAGUAAACAUAAAAAAGAUUAUCAUUCAUCAAAAAAACAUGAAGGUAAAAUUGUUGAUAAAAAACGUCAAAAUUUAUUAAAUAAUGAUAAUGAAAAAAAGGAAGUUAUUGUUAAUAAAAAGAAUAAGGAUAAUAUUGACGAAAUAGCAGAUAGUAGUGGUGAUGAUACUGAUGAUUCAAUUCAAUCACCAUCAUGUUAUAAAAAUAGUAUGAAAGAAUUUUCAAAAAAAUCAUUGAAUCAGCCAGAAUCAAGAUUUGCUGAUAUUGUUGAUGAUCCAAAUGAUGAAAAUACAAGUAAAUCAUUUGAAACACUGCUGACAAUACCAAUAUCAACUGGUCAUUUUGUAUUUAAAUCUGAAAAAAACUGGACACUUGAUACAUCAAAAUACAGUCAUUAUUUUACAGCUGAUGUUAAAAAAUUAUCAACAAUUAUUAGCUGUUUACCAUUUAAUAAAUACAUAAAUAUUGAUGACAAAUAUUUUACGAAAGAUCAAUUAUCAAUAUUUCAAUCAACAGCUGAACACAAUAGAAAAGAUUACGAAGACGAAUUAACAAAUUCGAAUGAUUUAAAUGAAAAUUUACAAGUACCAGAUAUCGAGGAAGAUCUUGAUUUUUUGUUAUCACUAAAAGAGCCUGUUUUAAAAUUACCAAUAAAUAUUCCAACGCAUCAAUUAAAAUCAUCUGAAGAAUCAAGAUCAGCAAUUUCAUUACAAACUGGAAAAUCAAUUGAUCUUGAAAAAUGGUUAGAUUCAGUAUUGGCUGAUUGAUAAAUUAACAAAAAAAAAAAAUCCUGAUGAAAAUAUAUUUUAAUAAAUAAUAAUAAUCAGGUUUUUUUUUUUUUUUUUUCGUUUUUCAUAUAAUAUAUAUAUCAAGGUUUAAAAUAUAUAUUGCGAAGCAGCUGGCAACCUUCAGCUCUUUCCCAUCUGAGUUUGAUAUAUUUUUUUUGAUGAAAUUACUAUAAUUAAUUUUUUUUCCUAUAUAUAUUCGUUAAAUCUUAUUUCU
Molecule: messenger RNA, 1227 nt
Organism: Aphidius gifuensis
Lineage: Eukaryota; Metazoa; Arthropoda; Insecta; Hymenoptera; Braconidae
Exons: 4
Coding region: 174-992 (272 amino acids)
Biological process (GO): negative regulation of G2/M transition of mitotic cell cycle
Source: RefSeq, a predicted model, not a curated record